Messenger RNA from Suillus clintonianus, 3122 nucleotides. RefSeq lists its product as uncharacterized. Bases 211 to 2940 code for a protein of 909 amino acids. The transcript is spliced from 4 exons. The record is from RefSeq and is a predicted model, not a curated record. NCBI's taxonomy places the organism in Eukaryota, Fungi, Basidiomycota, Agaricomycetes, Boletales, Suillaceae.
UGCGGGCGCUGUUCUUCUUCCUAAACUCUCAACGUUCCUCAACGUGAUCAUCGUUGACGACGUUCUUCAUCCCCAAAACGACGGUACAAUUCAAUUUGACUCCGGGGACGGCCUUGUCCCUUUGCAACAGUGUCUGCCAUUAAUCACACCCACCCCACUCGCAAUCUUCCCAACCUCGCAAAGUCAUCAAGACCAUCGACUAUCUUGCUAAUGAGCCUAUCUUUCGGCGGACUUGGCUUGAUCUCCCUAUGGACCCCCUUGUAUUUUUGGGAUGACUCUGCCCAUGUUCGCAGCGAAUUCAGGUCGUUCGUCUUUGUUCUUGUAUUUGUUGCUGUAGUGCUUAUACUCGCAUAUCUCACAAAUCCCUCAGAGACAUCUUUCCGUGCUUAUCUAACUGAGCAAUCCUUCCGCCAGCACCUCAGUCAUCUUGAUGAUACCACAGACGAAUCUUCUGAUACUGAUGCCCAAUACUCUUCGCGUCCCGUGGACCGCAAUACAUUGACUGACCGCACGCCCCUUCCGUUUCACUUUGCAAACCGUGCUUCAGUAUCCCUACGCACCCCCAAGCACGUCUUCCACAGUUUUGGCAUUUGCACGAUCGCCACUACCCGCGGAGCUGCUGGCGUUCAUGGACGUAGUUCAAGCACAGCUAGUGCACAUGGUAACGGGAAUUUGUCUGGCGUUGAUCAUGAUGGAUCUGUAGUUUCAGAUUCUUGGUUUAUUGGUUCGUUUGGUCACUGGUGGCGCGGCGGUCUUGUUGAGUCGUGGUAUCAUGAUGCCAUGAUCCGAUCAAAGGACGCCGAGGGCUGGAGCUCUGGAAUACUCGGCUUUAAGGCUCUUGAUAAGCUCAACGAAUUCAACGGUCUUCCGUUUGCAAAGUCGGUUCCAUGUCCCAGGCUUCCUUCACGUGGCACCCCGCCUAGGUUGCGCAAUCGUGAACGUUUCGCGCCGCGCCUUGGAUUAGUUCCUCGGCGCAACUCGACGCCUCCGCCACUUCCCAAAUCGGCUUCACUUCCUCUGCACACAGAUCACCGAACGCACGAGCACAAUCCUCCAGUAUCUCAACCGGUUUCCGACCAGACUUGCAUUGGUGUCUAUGUACCACCUGCUGCUCAAACCAUUUCAUGCGGCCCUUCGAGAUCUGUAUCCAUCGAUGACUCGCCGAUGAUCGCGGAAGUCUUGAGGCAAAUCACUGCCCAGCAGGCUUUUGUGGCAGAACUCGAUAACCAAAUUUGCGACGCUCAGACCGCGGCCACUGCGUCUCAUGAUGCACUGGAGGCUGAAUUGGCAGAGUUGCGCCUACGUAAGCGCGAUGAAGAUCAACGCAAAGCCGAAGGCAAAGCUCGUGCCAAAAUGCUUGAGGAUGCACGACGCUCUGCUGAAACAGGGAGAAGAGAUGCCGAGAAGAAGCUGAAGACUGCCCGUGGUGUGAAGGAGGGCGCUGUAAGGCGCAUCGAGGAACUGGAGAAUGAAAUUGGCAGGCUAAAGGAGCAAACCGAGACAGACAGAGCGACUUUACUUGAAGAAGCUGAGAUCGAGGACGCCAGCCUAGCACAGGAACUGGAGCGGGAGCUUGAGGCGAAGAAGAAGGAGGUUCGGGUUGCUGAGGAUGUCGUCACCGCACUUAGCACGCGGGCGAAGGAGCUCGAGGGUAAAAUAGCGGAGGCCCGCGAGCGACUGAGUGCAGCUAGGGAACGGACGGAGGUUCUGAAGCAGGAACCAAUAUUCGUCCCUAUGCAGGUUCUGAGCAGCAGCCAUGCCCAAGAGCAAUACGGUCACACUAACGGUCACGGCAACGCAAAUGAGUUUGACAUCGGUCAAGCAGAUACAAACUCCUGGUCUUCGACUUUCAGUCCCUUUGAUGAUCCGUCGGAUGUCCACUCCUCACCUGGGACUUCGGAACACGCACAGAACAGUCUUAAUUCAACAGAUCUUUCUCGCUCUCCCAGACCUCCACGACUUUCAUUGGGAUCGCUAUCAAAUUUCAGCCCCACUGCAAGUGAGACAGGUGCUGUUUCGCGUCGUUCCAAGGGUUACGCCAUCUUUGAUGACGACAUCGCUUCCCUCGCGCAUCCGUCACAACCUGGUCAAGCUGCUUACGGUUAUUUCUCCCCCCAAACGACUUCGACAUUUUCUCCCUUUGAUGUUCAAACGCCGUCUUCAGCAUUCAUUCCAAGCAGCCUCAUUAGCGUGCUAGACUCCCCCUCUGGAGACUGGCGAGGCAUCGGAAGAGCUGUAGGUACACUCAGUGCGUCACCUGUGUCCCUCACUGGACCUUCGCCCGCACAAGAAAUGGACGUCGAGUAUGAUCCUUUCGAAGUUCGCCACCACAGUCAGGCCAUGUAUGACCAAAUGGGCAUGCCUCACCGCACGAACUCUGAUCCCUCGGCUGUACGUGCGUUGGACAACACACUUGCCAAUGAUCCCGGCACCAUAGGGUUGGAUUCUGGACCGCGCAGGUGGUUCUCAACAUCUGCCAAAGAUAAGCAACGCAAGGGUCUUAAUCCUGAUGCCAAGGUUUUCCGGCUUCCGCGACGACACGUUCCGGCUCCGUCUGAACCCGCCAGCGCCCCUCCCACAGUUUGCUAUGAUGCGCUGAACCCCAAUGGGCUCAUGACCAGCAAUUCCUCGACACCAUCUGCCCUCCUUCGCGCCUUUGCUCCCUCUCGAGCAGAACGUGAAGCGCUUCAACGCGCGCUUGGUGGUUCGACCAAUACGAGCCUCGAGCGUCUGCCGAGCCUUAGCGAUGUAGGAAGUAUCCCAUCUUCUCCAGCGCACGUUAAUGCUGAGGCGCAGCCGGUGCCGGCGUUCGGAGGGAAGGGAGUUGUUUUACCUGCGUGGCUGCAGUCGCUGCCAUUGAUUCGUAAGCCCAACUUCAGCCCGUGGGAGGACGAAGAACCUGUCUCUGCGAGUACAGGCGGAGAGGCCAAAAGGAAGUAGACGUGGUGUGUAGCAAGCGAGGUGGGGAAAAAUUGUACAAAUCACGGUGCUGAGUCGUCUGGGAUGGCGGGGCAGGUUGUCGCAAUAGAGAAAAAGGGGGUGGGUGGGGUAGCUGUAUUUGCUUUUCAAGUAGCUGCUCGUCUGAGAUAUAUAUAUCGCAAUGCACGAAUAUGUUGAACCGU